This is a messenger RNA of Dreissena polymorpha, 4277 nucleotides long. RefSeq lists its product as uncharacterized. The transcript has 8 exons. Bases 292 to 2754 code for a protein of 820 amino acids. Gene Ontology annotation, biological process: protein deubiquitination. Gene Ontology annotation, molecular function: cysteine-type deubiquitinase activity. NCBI's taxonomy places the organism in Eukaryota, Metazoa, Mollusca, Bivalvia, Myida, Dreissenidae. The record is from RefSeq and is a predicted model, not a curated record.
GCUUUAUUGAGUAUUGUGUUAGAUAUCAGUUUGCAAAUGUUUAUGCCAACGUUUUAUGACGGUUUUAAUCACAUGUAUAGAAUAAAACAUUAAGUGUGUAAAGAACAUGUUAAAUACGUGGGUUUCUAAUCGGGAGUGGUUUUAAUUUCCUCCUGAUACUUAUUUUUUUAUUUUCGAUUUACUAGCUUGAAGCUGCUGGUGGCUAACCAUAUAUACAAAAAUUGACUAAUAUAAAGUGAAGCCGUAUAUGGAUGUUAUUGCAACAGUGCAUCAGAACAACCAUUCUGUGCAAUGGACGAAGUGAACAAACAAUGGGAGGCGCCGGUUGCACGAAUCAACAAAAACUUUGCGACAAGACGAAAAACCGAAGCAGCAAACAGGCUGCGGGAAACAAACCACUGUGUACAUUCCGAGGCUCAAUGCGACGUAAACGAUUUAGGCAACCCAGAAAACAAGAUAUUGAAAAAGACCCGUGAAGAAAACAAAACACAUUCGUUUGAUGCAAUGUUUUCCCUCCUUGGAUUCACUAUGAGGAAUGUCAGCUCGGAUGGUAACUGUUUGUUCUCAGCGAUGGUGGACCAGUUGAGGAUUCGAGGAGUGUACGAGUAUACACCACGUUCACUGCGCACAGCUGCAGUGAAUUAUCUUAGGCAGAAUCCACAACUGGAUGACAACACAGACAUUAGGAACUUCAUCGAAGGAGAUUUAGAAGACUACUUUCAGAAGAUGAAUAAAGACGGAGAAUGGGGGGACCACAUUGUGAUUCAUGGCUUGGCAUGUUUCUUGAAGACCACUGUCAAAAUCUACGGUUGCGAUGAAAAUGGGAUGAUGAGACCGCAUCCGGAUAUUAUUGCAUGCAAGCAUAAGCAAAAUUCUACAUUGUACUUGGGCCACAUUUACGGUGCUCAUUACAUAAGUCUCCGACCUCAUACUUGGAAGGAAGAUCUUCUUAAAGUUUUAGGAGGACGUUCUGACUCGUGUGUUAUUUCUGGACGCAAUUCAGACCCAGGUGUCGCAGGAGUUGGUGGCGAUGUCCCAGACAUGUAUUUGUCCUUCGCAAUGAUGUAUUGCCUAAAACAGCAGAUUAUUCAGCCUCUUGUUCAACAACAAAUUCACGGAAUACCAGUAACGAACUUUUACCGGUCAUAUACUCUUUGUAAAGACCACUCCGAUGCUCUUUACGUCGGGAUUUUAGGAUCCAAUCAGGAAACACGUUCUUUUAAAAAGGAUCUGUUUAUUAUCCCACUUGAUACAGUUGUGGUUGAUGAUUUCACAUCUAGUAAAGUGCACAAGAGGAAUCAACUAAAAGCUGUUAGACAAGAGGAUGGCAAUACCAUAAACCUUGUACCUGAAAAGCCUGAAAACUGGAUGAGAUGUCUUAACCAAGAACAAUUUCUUCAUCAUUUAAAAAUCCCAUCUGACAUGAUGGAGCCUCCUCGAUGGAUUGCAUUCCAAACAAAAAUGCCAAGUACCGAACGAUGGCUCGAAAGAAGCCGCCGGUACGGUUGGCCACCUAACAGGGCAAUAUAUGAUUUAUUAACUGGGGCUGGAUUCCUCGUGGUCCCUGAGCCCGAAUGUUCUAAAUAUGCAUGGAAAUACGAUUUUAGAUUGGCAGAAGAUAUUCUCCUCGCGAAGGCUUUUACAGAUUAUCAGAAAGAUUGUUUCAAGAUUACGAAAAUCCUUUUGGACGAAACACAAGUCAGUCAGUACUUACCGUACGUUUGUGUAAAACACGCGUUCUAUUAUCAAUGUCAAAAAACAUCGGCUAAUGUAUGGAAGUCAGAUCCUACGCUCUGUCUUCGGUCAUUGCUUGGUCGAUUCAUAUCCAACAUAAAUGAUGCAUGUUUCCCCAACUUUUUUGAUAGCACGUUGAAUCUGAUGCCAAAUAAGCUCUCACCUGACGAACGAAUUCUAGUUAAGCAACGACUGCUUAUUGCACAAAAACACACAUUUGUAUGUCUAUGUAAUGCGUUCAGUACUCCAGCAACGGACUUUGAGGAAAGAUGGUCGAGAGCAUUUGCCGCCAUGUUCCAUCGACUGGUAGAAAGCAUGCAAUCGAGCGAUACUGAAAGAGUUCUCGAAGAAUGCUUAAUACCAACAGCUGUAGCCGGCAUACAAGAGCUUGUGGAACGUGAAAGGUUUUCACUGGCAUACGAACGAUGCACUGAAGCUGUAGAGGAAUUGAAUCAUGUUUGCAAGGCUGAGUUGGCUGUCAAUUACAUAGUUAACCUGGUAGUUGUCCCUGCUGCUUGCAAUGUACGACAUUGGCUGUUUGCAUUCUAUGUGGCUUUUGUCACGGGACACUAUUGGUUCGAUGCAGUUAAUAAGGAUUUAGACUCAGUUUUACUUGUUGAUGUCUUUGGAGAAGAGCUUAACGGAUUGUUAUUAGAUACAUUUGAAAAAAAAGUAAACAUCCCGAUGCACUUUAUUGAGCCAGAACGUAUCUGUCAAACAACCUUUGCUUUGGCAAAGGUUCUGGAGCAAUGUGACAUUGAUGAAGCUGUCAUAGCCAAAGUAGAAUUGGAAGCACUGGAUUACGUGAUCAUUCAGCUAGCAAAGCGCACAUCAAAUGUUUGUGACUCAGAUAUAACUACUGCUGAUAAAAUCAGAGAACUUUGUGCGGAUGUGAGAAAACGAACAAAUAAAAAAAUGAUGGAACUAGCUAGCAUCCGAAAGGAUAUAAGCAAAUUACAGGAGGAUAUCAAUAGAAUGAAUCUGAUUUGCUCAAAGCUGCGAGAAAUGAAUAUGCAAUAAAACAAAAACAAAACAUGUGUGUUAUGGACGUACACCGGCAACUAAGUCAGUGUCAAAAUAUUGCCAACCUUUCUUAAUUAUUAUCAGCAUAAAUUUUGUUAUUAGGCUUGUACAAGAAUGUUAAAAGUGUGUUAUUGUUCAUAUGAUGCGAUUGGUAUGUGACUGUUUUCCAAUAUAAUCUUUAAAAAAUGCAUAAACUUUAACAGAAGAGUUAAAAUAAAUGGAUAUGUACGAUCUCAUUAAAUUAUAUAUACUCAGUUGCAAUUAACAAGUAUGUGUCAUUAUUAUGUAACCAAACUUUCAAACCAGCCAUAAUUUGUGUGUUAGUAUAAAUAUUGAAUAUUAAAAAUAAAUAAUAUUAUCUUCCGACCAAAGGUAGUUUUGAUAUUGCUGUUUUGAUUCUUAUUUGCAUAAAAGUCGGACAUGGCUUACAUUUUUUUUAUUUGUUUUAUAUUUCACUUAGUAUGAAUGAAUACUACAUUUAUUAUGUGUUUUAAUAGUUUUUCUUAAUAUUUGAUUUCAUUCUGUUAUAUUUGCCAGUCCUGCUUUGUCAAAACCUUUAAUGAAAAUGUACCAUUUUAUCUGUAUUUACUUGUAUAAUUUUGACUGUUUCAAAUUCUAGUUGUAAAUAUCUUGUCUUUAUCGUUAAAUGUUUUUCCGAGUCAAAAGUAUCACAAUAUUGCAUUAGUAUGAACUUGUCAAUAUGAUUCCAUGAGAUCUCGUUUUAUUUGAUUUAAUUAUGUUUUAUUUGUUAUUAUUUGCCAGUCUUGCAAGGCUGAGUUGGCUGUCGAUUACAUAGUUAAUUUGGUAGUUUUCCCUGCUUCUUUUUAUGUGCGACCUUGGCUGUUUGCAUUCUAUGUGCCUUUUGUCAAGGGGCACUAUUGGUUCGAUGAAGUUAAUAAGGAUUUAGACUCAGUUUUACUUGUUGAUGUCUUUGGAGAAGAGCUUAAUGAAAUUUUAUUAGAUAAAUUUGGAAAUGAAGUAAACAUCCCGACUCAUUUUAUUGAGCCAGAACGUAUCUGUCAAACAACCUUUGUUUUGGCAAAGGUUCUGGAGCAAUAUGAUAUUGAUGAAGAUGUCAUAGUUUUGUCUAGUAUUUUUUUGAAAAUGUACCCUGACAAUUUUACCUGUAUUCACUUGUAUAAUUUUGACUGAUUGAAUUUUUAGUUAUAAAUAGCUAGUCUUUAUCGUUAAAUGUUUUUUCUUAAUCAAAAGUAUCACAAUAUUGCAUUAGUAUGAGCAUGUCAAUAUGAUGCCAUGAUUCAGGGACCUAUACAUGGCUGUUUUGUUUAUAUAGGUCCCUGCACGAGCUCUUGUUGUAAAAUAUGCUCAAGAUUAUAUUGGAAUUAACAAUGAAAUAACAUAUACUAUUUUAACAGUUAAAAAAGCAAUUAUCUAGUUAUAAAUGUGUUUUUUGACAAAUACACAUCUAAUCUUCAUUGUUAAUUUGAAGUUUUUUCUUGGUCGAAAGUUUCACAAUGUAUGCAUCAUAUGUUGAAAAUUGAAAUAAACUUAAAGCCGUA